CAAAUUUCGAAUCUUCAAACUGGGUUCUUUCCUUCCUUUGUGAUAAAAAAGAAAUUUUGAGGUCGGGCGUUAUUGUGAGGACUCGUGGCGAGUCGUUUGUGUAAUUUUGUAGGUAAUUUGAACGAUAUUUCAAACAAUAAAUAUAAAGAAGAAUGGCUGAACCGCUGAAGGCCUUUUUAGAAAAUAAGCCACUGGGAAAGGUGAAGAAAGAUCCAAAGCGGCUGUCGGUGGAGAGGAUCUAUCAGAAGAAGACACAGUUGGAGCACAUUUUGCUCAGACCUGAUUCCUACAUAGGCUCUGUAGAGCCUGUCACUCAACAAAUGUGGGUGUAUGAUGGGAGUGUUGGUCUAAACUGCCGUGAUGUGACGUAUGUGCCUGGGCUUUACAAGAUUUUUGAUGAGAUCCUUGUAAAUGCAGCUGACAAUAAGCAGAGGGACAAGAACAUGUCCUGCAUCAAAGUCAACAUUGAUGUUGAAAACAACACCAUCAGCAUAUGGAAUAAUGGGAAAGGGAUUCCUGUGGUGGAGCACAAGGUGGAGAAGGUCUUCGUGCCUGCUCUCAUUUUUGGACAGCUCCUUACCUCCAGUAAUUAUGAUGACGAUGAGAAGAAGGUUACUGGUGGACGAAAUGGAUAUGGUGCUAAACUUUGCAACAUCUUCAGUACGAAGUUCACUGUAGAGACUGCCUGUAAAGAGUCAAGAAAGGUUUUCAAGCAGACUUGGUAUGAUAACAUGGGCAGAGCAGGGGAUGCUAACAUCAAACCUUUUGAUGGAGACGAGUACACUUGCAUCACCUUCAGGCCUGAUCUGCCGAAGUUUAAGAUGAGCGUCCUGGACAAAGACACAGUAGCUUUGAUGACCAGGAGGGCCUAUGACAUUGCAGGAUCUACCAAGGGUGUGAAGGUCUUCUUCAAUGGCAAGAGACUUCCAAUUACAGGUUUUCGUAGCUAUGUGGACAUGUACGUGAAGGACAAGGUGGAUGAGCUGGGUGGUCCCCUCACUGUGGUCCAUGAGACGGUCAGUGGUCGCUGGGAGGUGUGCCUCACCAUGAGCGAGAAAGGUUUCCAGCAAGUCAGCUUUGUCAACAGCAUUGCCACUACGAAGGGAGGCAGGCACAUCGACUAUGUGGCUGACCAGGUGGUUGGCAAGCUCAUUGAAGUGGUGAAGAAAAAGAACAAAGCUGGUGUAGUUGUCAAGCCUUUCCAGGUGAAGAACCACAUGUGGCUAUUUGUUAACUGCCUGAUUGAAAACCCCACCUUUGACUCUCAAACCAAAGAGAACAUGACACUGCAGCAAAAGAAGUUUGGGUCCACUUGUCCCCUCAGUGAUAAGUUCAUUAAGCAGGCCACAGGUUGUGGAAUUGUGGAAAGCAUCAUGAACUGGGUGAAGUUUAAGGCUCAGUCUCAGCUCAACAAGAAAUGCUCUGCUGUUAAGCACACAAAAAUCAAAGGUGUGCCAAAACUGGAUGAUGCCAAUGAUGCAGGUGGGAAGAACUCCGUUGGCUGCACGUUGAUCCUUACCGAAGGAGACUCAGCCAAGACACUUGCUGUGUCUGGGCUGGGAGUGGUUGGAAGGGAUCGAUAUGGUGUGUUCCCUCUCAGAGGAAAAAUGCUCAACGUCCGGGAGGCCUCACACAAACAGAUUAUGGAUAACGCUGAAAUUAACAACAUUAUCAAGAUCCUCGGUCUACAGUACAAGAAGAACUACAGCGACCAAGAUUCACUCAGAAGUCUGCGUUAUGGCAAGAUCAUGAUCAUGACAGAUCAGGAUCAAGAUGGCUCCCACAUUAAGGGUUUGCUGAUCAACUUCAUCCACCACAACUGGCCAUCGUUGCUACGCCAUAACUUCCUGGAAGAGUUCAUCACCCCCAUCAUCAAGGCAUCUUACAAGAAAACGCAGAUGUCUUUCUACAGUAUUCCUGAAUUCAACGCAUGGAAGGCGAGCCAGCCCAACCACAAAUCUUGGAAAGUCAAAUACUACAAAGGUUUGGGAACAAGCACAUCUCAGGAAGCCAAGGAGUACUUCUCUGAUAUGCAGAGACACCGUAUUCCCUUCAAGUACUCAGGACCUAAAGAUGAUGAAGCUAUCACCCUUGCCUUUAGCAAGAAGAAAGUGGAAGAGCGAAAAGAGUGGCUCACCAAUUACAUGGUCAACAGGCGCCAGCGCAGGGAGCACAAUCUUCCUGAGGACUACCUGUACGGUCAAUCGACCAAGUCGCUUUCCUACAAUGACUUUGUCAACAAGGAGCUUGUACUUUUCUCCAACUCUGACAAUGAGAGGUCCCUUCCCUGUUUGGUGGAUGGUUUGAAACCAGGUCAGAGGAAGGUACUGUUCUGUUGCUUCAAAAGGAACGACAAGCGGGAGGUGAAAGUGGCCCAGCUGGCCGGUUCAGUGGCUGAGAUGUCUGCCUACCACCAUGGAGAGGUCUCUCUGAUGAUGACAAUCAUUGGUUUAGCCCAGAACUUUGUGGGAAGCAACAACAUGAACCUACUGCAGCCUCUGGGACAGUUUGGAACCAGGCUGCACGGUGGCAAGGACUCAGCCAGUCCUCGAUACAUCUUCACCAUGCUCAGCCCCCUGGCUCGUCUUGUUUUCCCACCAGUGGAUGACAACCUCCUGAAGUACAACUUUGAUGACAACCAGCGUGUGGAGCCAGAAUGGUACAUUCCCAUCAUCCCCACUGUGCUGGUGAACGGAUCCGAAGGUAUCGGCACAGGCUGGGCCAGUAAGAUUCCCAACUUUGACAUACGUGAGAUCAUCAGCAACAUUCACCGUAUGCUUAACGGCGAGGAGCCGCUGCCAAUGCUUCCAAACUACAAAGGUUUCAAAGGCACCAUUGAGCAGGUGAUGGAUAACCAGUACAUGAAUAGUGGAGAAGUGGCCAUCAUUGACUCCACCACCAUUGAGAUCUCUGAAUUGCCGGUCAAAUCCUGGACACAGACCUACAAGGAGAACGUGCUGGAGCCGAUGUUGAAUGGCACAGAGAAAGCUCCUCCUCUGAUCACAGACUACAAGGACUAUCACACUGACACGACUGUACGCUUUGUGGUCAAGAUGACAGAAGAGAAGCUGAGAAGGGCGGAGGCUGUUGGCCUGCACAAAGUUUUCAAGCUCCAGAGCCCUCUCACCUGUAAUUCUAUGGUUCUGUUUGACCACGUGGGCAGCUUGAAAAAGUAUGAAUCCGUGCAGGAUAUCCUGAAGGACUUCUUUGAAUUGAGGAUGAAGUACUAUGUGCUGAGAAAGGACUGGCUGACUGGCAUGCUGGGAGCAGAGAGUGCUAAACUCUCAAACCAGGCCCGUUUCAUCCUGGAGAAAAUUCAGGGCACCUUGGUCAUUGAAAACAAGCCCAAAAAGGAACUUAUUCGCAUGCUGCAACAGAUGGGCUAUGACUCAGACCCAGUCAAGGCUUGGAAACAGGCCCAAGAGAAGAACGAAGAGGAAUCAGAAGAUGAAGAGGGGGGAGAAGAGCAAACGGACAAAGAUGAUAAUGGACCCGACUACAACUACCUGCUUAGCAUGCCUAUGUGGUUCUUGACCAAAGAGAAGAAAGAGGAGCUGUGCAAACAGAGGGAUGCCAAGUUGACAGAGCUGAACACUCUGAAGAAGAAGUCUCCAGCAGACCUUUGGAGGGAAGACCUUGCUGCUUUCUCAGAAGAACUGGAGCGCUUUGAGGCUAAAGAAAGUGAGAAUGCCUUUCUUCCUGUGAAGGGAGCUGGGAAAGGCAAAGGGAAAGUGAUGAAGGUGAAGCAGGAGACUAUGCCCACCCCACAGGGCCGCCGUGUCGUUCCACGCAUCACCAGCACAAUGAAAGCAGAGGCUAACAAGAAGGCUCAUCUUCAGAAAGGAGAAGGCAAAAGAGGCAGGAAAGCUAAGAGUGAUGUUGUGACGAAGAUAGAGUUUGGGGAGGAUGGAGAGAAAGCUACAAAAACUAGCAAGCAGACCACACUUCAGUUCAAGCCCAUCGCCAAGAAGAAGAAGAACCCGUGGUCAGAUGAAGAGUCUGACUUUGAGUCUGAGUCUGCUAGUGAAAUGGAGAUGGAGGAAGUUGCCGCCCCUAGAGAGAAGAUAGAACGCAAAACAAAAGCUCCAGUGAAGUAUAGUUUGUCUGACAGUGAAGAUGAACUUGAUGACUUGGAGAAGAAGAGUGCUCCUAAACGGAAGGCAGUGCUCAGCGAUGAGGACACAAGCUUUGCCCCAGAGCCCAUUGCUCUGUCCGACAGCGACUUGAGCUCUCCAGCCUCACCUCCCAGAACUCCAGAGCCAAAAAAAGUAGCAAAGACCAAAACGGCUCUCAAAGAAACCAAAACCAAGUCAAGUUCACUGUCUGAUGAUCAGGUGCCUGCAUCUAAGAAAACUGCUCCUGCAAAGAAACCAGCUGUGUCCAGGAAGAAGGCAACAGAUGCAAAGCAGCCCUCCAUCUUGGAUGCUCUCUCUAAAACCAAACCUUCAUCCAACACUGCUGCCAGAAAGGUCCCCUCGUUUGACUCCAGUGAUUCGGAGGCUGAAAAGAAAGUUCCAGCUGCAAAGGCCAAACCUCUUCUAAAACGGAAACAGACUGUGAUUGAUGAGUCUGACAGCAGCUCAGACGACCUCAUGUCACGCCUCAAGGCCAAAACCAAUGCUGCCACCAAGAAAACCAAGAAGUGGGACGAGGAUGACAGCUUCCAGAUUUCAGACCAAGAGUCAUCUGCUCCCGUUGCCGCGGCACCACGAGAGAAACCCUCACGUGCUCGGAAACCUGUUGCUUACAACAUAGAUUCAGAUUCUGAUGAAGAUUUUUAGAUUUUUAUUUUUUGUCUGAGUCAUCGUGCAUGUUUUUGCUUUUAGGGUUUAAAGUCUGUUUUUUUUUUCCAGUGCAUCUACAUUUGCAGCAUUUCCUUAAGUAGACCUUUAAAAAAAACAUUCUAUGUCAUAAAAUAAAAUUUCUCAUCCUGUCAAAGAAUUAGGAAAAAAUUGUUUCAUUCGCGGUUGACAUUUUAUAAGUUGUACUUCUAUAAUAUUUCUAUAUACUUCUAUAAUAGUUAUACUUCUAUAUAUAUAUCUUGUUUAAGUUCUUUACUGAGCUUUUGUUAUCACUUUGCUUGUGUUU
Messenger RNA from Melanotaenia boesemani (Boeseman's rainbowfish), 5088 nucleotides. RefSeq names its product DNA topoisomerase II alpha (gene top2a). NCBI's taxonomy places the organism in Eukaryota, Metazoa, Chordata, Actinopteri, Atheriniformes, Melanotaeniidae. Gene Ontology annotation, biological process: resolution of meiotic recombination intermediates; DNA topological change; sister chromatid segregation. The record is from RefSeq and is a predicted model, not a curated record. Gene Ontology annotation, cellular component: nucleus. The transcript is spliced from 34 exons. Bases 153 to 4781 code for a protein of 1542 amino acids. Gene Ontology annotation, molecular function: DNA binding; DNA topoisomerase type II (double strand cut, ATP-hydrolyzing) activity; ATP binding.